Messenger RNA from Eremomyces bilateralis CBS 781.70, 1486 nucleotides. RefSeq lists its product as uncharacterized. Gene Ontology annotation, molecular function: NAD+ binding; oxidoreductase activity, acting on the CH-OH group of donors, NAD or NADP as acceptor. The record is from RefSeq and is a predicted model, not a curated record. The transcript has 4 exons. The coding region runs from base 382 to 1350 and encodes 322 amino acids. Gene Ontology annotation, biological process: fatty acid metabolic process. NCBI's taxonomy places the organism in Eukaryota, Fungi, Ascomycota, Dothideomycetes, Eremomycetales, Eremomycetaceae.
UCCUUUCAAAUUCAAUAUCAAAAAUCCCUUGAUAUAACCGCCAAAGAAUCUCUCCUAUUUCAUCAAUUGUCCGCUUUCAGGAAAGCUAGAUGUACUCUCUUCGGCUCAUUCCCGUGCGGCAGUCAUCCCUAAGACCGCGAAAUCCCGGGUUGCCGGUUUGAUGUGGACCUUCUUUCUAACCGGGGACUGGGGGGAGAAGGGAGCUCAUAUUAGCAUUUAGCACAUGCAGACUGUACUGUACAACUACAUAUUGAGUCCAUCACCAAAGUUUAACCAACACGUGAAAUUUCCAUCGUGAAUAGAUAUCCCAGCUAACUCCUCGACCUUCUCCCCCCCUUUGAUAGCAUCAAUUGCAUCGUGUCGUCAUUUUCCCACCUCACCAUGGCAUCCAUCACCCCCCGCUUCCUCCGACCCGCCCUCCGCCAACCGACCCCAUGGCAAUGCAGAAACUUCAGCGUCUCUCGCACCGUCGCUGCCGUCCAGGUGAACAAGCUGGGCGUCAUCGGUGCAGGCCAGAUGGGUCUCGGGAUCGCUCUCGUCGCCGCGAAUAAAGCUGGGCUGCCGGUCGUGUUGCUGGAUAACUCGCAGGCAUCGCUGGAUAAGGGAUUGAAGUUUGCGGACAAGUUACUCGAGAAAGACGUCGCGAAGCAGCGGAUCUCCAAGGACGAUGCUGUACAAGUCCGCGGCAGGCUUUCUGCCACCACGAAGAUGGACGAUCUCUCCGACGUGGACUUCGUAAUUGAAGCGGUCCCGGAAAUCCUUGACCUCAAAACUGCCAUCUUCUCCGCCCUCGCCCAAACCUGCAAACCCACCACCAUCCUCGCCACCAACACCUCCUCCAUCUCCAUCACCAAAAUCGCCGCCUCCACCACCACCUCCCCCACCGACCUCUCCGCCCCCUCCCGCGUCAUCUCCACCCACUUCAUGAACCCGGUCCCCAUCCAAAAAGGCGUCGAGAUCAUCACCGGCCUGCAAACUUCCCAGAGCACCAUCGACACCGCCAUCGCCCUCUGCACCCGCAUGGGGAAGAUCCCCUCCCGCAGUGCCGACUCGCCAGGGUUCCUUGCGAACCGCAUCUUGAUGCCUUAUAUCAACGAGGCGAUCAUCUGUUUGGAGACGGGGGUGGGCGGGAAGGAGGACAUCGAUCAGAUCAUGAAGAACGGGACGAAUGUGCCGAUGGGGCCGUUGCAAUUGGCGGAUUUCAUUGGGUUGGAUACGUGUUUGGCCAUCAUGAGGGUGUUGCAUGGGGAGACGGGGGAUAGCAAGUAUCGGCCGGCGGUGUUGUUGGCGAAGAUGGUGGAUGCGGGGUGGUUGGGGAAGAAGAGUGGGAAGGGGUUUUAUGAUUAUUGAGCGAUAGAAAAUCUGUGUUCGAGAUUGUUUGAGAUAUGCUUUGGGGAUAGGAAUAUAUAUCUUGACGUAGUAUUUAGAGAAUGUUGGCUCAUAGACUACCAUAAUGGUGAAUUCAAUACGGCCACCACCACUGUUU